CAUCCCACCUCGGAAAUACCAACCAGGUGCUGCAGCUCCUUCCUGCCCUGCUCUCCACUCGUAUCCACGGGCUUUUCCCACGAAGCUUCAUCGCUUCCACUGCUGCGAUGUGACGGGAAGAAACACGCAGUAACCACCAGCGAUGUCCAUCCAGUGAGUGAAACCCUCCCGUCGGUACCCUCAGCCCGUGUACCCGGCUUGCAUGGCUCUGUGUCGGCCGGCCGGACAAUAGCUAGCCCGCCUGCCCGCUGCAGCAGCAGCAGCAGCAGCAGCUUCUUCUCCUCCUCCUCCUCCUCCUUCUCCUCCAGCCGAGGGAGCUUUCUGAGUGUUCUUGCCCAGGAUCCCUGCAGCACUCUCCGCCGCUCCAAAUGGCUGGACACGAGUGGGAAGACUGGUUCGAGCGGGAGGAAUUUAUCGGACAGAUCAGCGACAUCCGAGUGCAGAACCUGCAAGUUGAAAGGGAACUGGUUCAGAAGAGGACCUUCACCCGAUGGAUGAACUUGCAUUUAGAAAAGUGCAACCCGCCUAUUGAGGUCAACGACCUUUUCCGGGACAUACAGGAUGGACACAUCCUCAUGGCCCUGCUGGAGGAGCUCUCUGGCUGCAAGCUGCUUCAUGGGUUCAAGAAGUCCUCCCAUCGUAUUUUCAGACUCAACAACAUCGCCAAGGUCCUGUCUUUCCUGGAGGAGAGAAACGUAAAGCUUGUCAGCAUCGAUGCAGCUGAUGUGGCUGAUGGAAACUCCUCCAUCAUCUUGGGACUCAUCUGGAACAUAAUCCUCUUCUUCCAGAUUAAGGAGCUCACUGGGAACAUCAGGAGCCAGUUCCCAUCCUGCUCCAGCCUAUCAUCCAUCCCUACUAGCUCUGACUCUGACACCUCCUACUGCAACACCCCUUUAGAUGAAAGACAGUCGGCAUCCACGGCCAUGCGAGAACACGGCAAGGCCAUUAAGAAACUGCUGCAGUGGGUACAGAAGCGAACACGCAAGUAUGGUGUGGCAGUGCAGGACUUUGGGAAGAGCUGGACAAGUGGUCUGGCCUUCCUUGCUGUCAUUAAGUCCAUUGACCCCAGCCUGGUGGACAUGAGGAAGGCACUGCUGAGGACUGCCAAGGAGAAUUUGGAGGACGCCUUUAGGAUAGCCCACUACAGCCUGGGUAUCCCACGCCUACUGGAGCCUGAGGAUGUGACCAUCAAUGCACCAGAUGAGCAAUCCAUAAUGACUUAUGUGUCACAGUUCCUGGAGCACUUUCCUGGCAUAGAGGAGCCGGGGGAGCCCUGUCAGCUGAUUGAACGAAGUAUCUCCAUGGGCCGACUCAACUUCCGAGACAGUGACUCCAACCACAUAAGAAAUGGCGCUCACCGAGGCAGGGUGAAGGAGAGGUCCUACAUGUUCCAGAGAGCCUCUGCCCACCCCCCACCCAAAAUCUUAAUUUCCUCUGUGUCGGAAGACAGGAGCGCCAUGUCACCCCGAGUCAGGCCGGCCGCAAAACGCUCGUGGUCCAGUGAGGACUUCUUAGCAGAUUCCCCCCACGUGGAAGACAUUUCCAGUAGUGUGGUUGAAGAGCCCAAAGACUCUGCCAGUGAGGUGCUAACCAGCUCAGCCUCCACCUCCCCACAGCUGUCUUACACUAACUUGCCCACAGGCUCAUCAGCGCCCGAGUCUGUAAACACUGAGUCACUAAUUGGCGACUCAGCAAUCAGCUCACCGGACUCCUGGGUGGACAGUGACUUUGGGGGGAUGCCAGAGAAGUUUUGCGAAAGCCGAAGUGACAGUUCUUUGUGUGACAGUGGAACAGCCUGGGACGUGUAUCGUGCCACCCCUGUGGAGGUCACAGCUUUUGAUGAAGGGUUUGUUCCAUCCACAGAGGAUAGAGCCCCUGAUGAGCAGUCGAUUACUGAGUCAUAUAUUGAUGAAGGGAUUUACUCACUGAGCUCAUUGGAGAGCACCCAGGAGAGAAUCCAAGGGCAUUCUGAGAAAAAGCAAGUGGAAGUAGUAAAAGAGAAAGAGACAAACCUCGAGAAGAACAACCAGGACAUAGAUCUAGAAAAGGCACCUGAUCAAAGCAAAGCUUUGAAUACAAAAGAAAAUCUCCUUGAAGCUGACAAAUCUAACCAAUCCCAACCCAAUGGAACCAGUGUUGAAGAGAGCACUUACAAAGAACCGGAAGGUUUAAAGAAAGCUGUGGACUUAAUUGGGGAUGCACAGGACCACGAAGGAAAUAAUAAUGGUCAAACUGAAAGUCAGAACAAGAGAAAUAACACUGAGUUUAAAGUGGAAACUGAAUGUCAGAAAAAACAUUCUUUGUCAGGGGACAGAAGAGGGGAGUCAAGAGAGGAGUCAGAGAUUUUAAAGAAAAAGGGUGAAUGUGCUGUCGAAAAGAAAGAUGAAGCAAGUGAAGGAGUUCUAAGAGACGACCUAGAUCAUCAAGAAAGCUUUAGUUCAGAGACAUUAGCAAACACACAUCCAAACAACCAAGACAGAGUUUCAAAAACAAAUCUGGACCCGAGCACAGGCACAAAUAUUCCUCUGAUCUCUAUUUCCAGUGAGCCAGAAAAGCAGGACAGAGAGGGGUUGUGUGACCCAGAAAGACAAGCCCAUGCUGGGGAUGAUGAGGUACAUCAGGCAGUGGGAACUGACACAGAUGUCAGCAGCCCUCAAAACCUACAUGUAGUGAGCUGUGACUCCAAUGACAACCUUGAUAAAACCUCUGUUGAGAUUUCUUCCUGCUUGGUAUCAGAAAAUGUUGAACCGACAGCGUCAGAAAAAAUAAGCGGCAUAGAAAGUGGACAUUUAGAUGAACAUGGUAUCAGCAGAUCAUCAAAUGCAGACAUAUGUGGGCCAGACAGAAGCGAUAACAUGGAAAUAAAUGAAGCCAAACAGGAAUGUAAGUCUGCUCACCACGACUCUCAGACAAGUAGCACUGGGACGGACUUGCCUCCUCAGACUUCUUCUGCGGAUGCUAACUCUCAACCUGUCAAUACUGAGCAGGAAAUAGACUCAAAUGAUCAACCAGAUGGACACCUGGACAAACUGGGUGGCACCUUUUCUGACAACUCGAAACCCAAUGGUACAACAGGGAUUUUAUGUAGUAUGUCUAGAGACAUGGACUUGUUUUACACAGACUUUGAUCAGAAUUCUGCCUCAGAGGAUCUAGUUGGUGACCCUGUUGAACCCAUGGAUCUGUUCUACCCUGACAAAGAGGAGCCCAUGUUUGCAGAGCCACCUGAUACUGAAAUGCAGAGUUGGCCUUCAGUUUUGAGUGUAUCUGCUCUCCAGCCAGCACCAGCUUCAGAGAUUCAACCUGACCAACCACUCAUCCUGUUGGAUGAAGACUUCAGGAAUGGACUGAAUUCAAAUGACAAGGUGAUCAGUAAGACCAACCUGGAGACAGACAAAGCAUCUAAAUCCCAGGAACACUGUUUGUUGCCUGGAAAGAAGAUAGAAGGACUCUGGGGUGCUGAUGCUCCGGCAGACGACCGUGAUCUCAGUGGUUCUGAGCAACAUAUCUCAGGCUCUGCCAGGGAAAACACAGAGCCUGUGAGGUGUGACAGUAAAAGUUCCAGCAGACAGGAUGAAAACCAGAUCCCUCCAGUUCUCCGCCACAGAAAGGGGGCUCGCUUCACUCAGUCCAUGGACAAUCAGACAGCUAUGACUGCAGCAACCAGAGACGCUGACAAUGCUGACUCUGAUUUUUGGUGGAAUGAGAACUCGGAGCUGUAUCUGCUGUUGCUGCUGUGGCUGCUGCUGUACUGUUUCUGGCUGCUGCCACAGAUGGACCUGAAGACACUGCCCAGCCUGCUGCUGAACCUCAACCACUGAACACACACUUUCUCUCUUACACAAACACACACACACACACACACACACACACACACACACA
Molecule: messenger RNA, 3879 nt
Organism: Epinephelus fuscoguttatus (brown-marbled grouper)
Lineage: Eukaryota; Metazoa; Chordata; Actinopteri; Perciformes; Serranidae
Gene: clmna
Product: calmin a
Exons: 13
Coding region: 369-3818 (1149 amino acids)
Biological process (GO): nuclear migration
Cellular component (GO): nuclear outer membrane; meiotic nuclear membrane microtubule tethering complex; cytoplasm
Molecular function (GO): actin filament binding
Source: RefSeq, a predicted model, not a curated record